AUGGCUCAAGCACCGCCCACCUUCACCCCAGACAGCGAAUUCGCCGAGCUGGAGACGCCACGCGGUCCCAACAGCAGUAGCCUGUCCAUAUCGGCACUGGCCCGAUUCGAGUUCGAGGCAGGCAAGGGCAAUGAUGGCACGAAGAUCUUGAUGAUUGAGUGGGAGGACGAUGACCUGACCCGAUCUGCGGCGGAGGGGUCGUGGCAUGUCUCAUGGACCGGCAAGACUACUGUCCUGCCCGCUGAUGACCGGCCCAGUGACAGCCUUCACCGCGUUUACUUUUUGCUGCCUUCCCAGGUCACCAUCCCGCCUGUGGUUACGCUCUGUUAUGAACCGCGGCCCUCGGACAAAGCAGACAUCGCGUCAAUUCCUACUCCAAAUCCUCGCGAUACUUUCCAGCUGAACCCAUUACCCGCCAUCUUCCCUCCGGAACUGGGAGCUACGGGUCGCUCGGCCGGAAAGAAAGGAGUCCUGCACACAAUAUGGGCGAAGAAGCGUCUGCGCGUCCUAGACCAGGAGAUUCGCCAUGAAUGCUUGAAUAAUGCUGAGGGGGUUGCCCUGCACAUGGCACUAGAGGAGAAGGAAUGGAUCGAGACAAACUUUGGAGUUACAGCACGGACUAUCGACGUUGCCAGGAGCCACGACUCCUCGACCUCAAACUCAGUCUAUCCCACUGGGCCAGCUACACCAGUGUCCCCAGUCAGCGGAAGGAAAUUAACCGACAAGCUCAAGGGAUUGAAACUGCAGACCAGCGAGAAAGACUUGUCUGCAAAAGAUGGUCAGUCUUCCGCCGUCACUAGCUCCUCUAUCGGAGAACUGAUAUCAGCAGACUCGAGUCCAAAUUCGGCGCAUCUCCUUUCUCCACAGUCCCCUGAUGUCGCCGUUUCUUCCUUCAGCUCCUUCAGCACUCUCGCCAAACAACCGCCGGACUCCAUUCCCACACCAGUCACGAAUCCUACGCCGACUCCAAACUCCUGUACCAAUCCUGCGGGCUCUGAGUUGCCUAAGGCAGUUGCACUUCAUCCCCCCGAGUCCGUCCAAGAGGCCCAGCAGACGACUGGUCCUGGAGGCUUCGCUGCGAUGAGCUCUAUGGCAACAAUCGCACGCACUUCGAGUGCCGAAUCCGGCGAAGGACUCUUCGCCAAGGCGCUCAGCCCGCGCUCUCCGGAUCUGCCGCGAAGCCCAUUCUCAUUUGCCUGA
Messenger RNA from Penicillium canariense, 1200 nucleotides. RefSeq lists its product as uncharacterized. The record is from RefSeq and is a predicted model, not a curated record. The transcript has a single exon. Lineage: Eukaryota; Fungi; Ascomycota; Eurotiomycetes; Eurotiales; Aspergillaceae. Bases 1 to 1200 code for a protein of 399 amino acids.